UGCAACGGUUCCAGCACUAACGUAUUGUGGUUGCCUAACUUGAAGCUUUAUUUGUGGGGACAACUGAAAUCAAAAAGGUCAACUUCAAUUUGAAAAAUCAAAUAAAUGAGCACACAAUUAAAUUCAAUGUGUAAACAAUCGGAAUAUAUAAUUAUUAUUGAUUGCGAUUAAAGAGCUUUAAGCUUUUGUUUAAACAAUGGUCAACGUGGAUGUGGAAUACUGCGGCGUGUGCAAUUUUGCGAUGCACUGCCAGAUGCUGAGACAGUUCCUCUUGGAUGCAGCACCCGAUGUGGAGGUCUCAUGCCAUCAGGGACGUCGUGGAGCCUUCGAGGUGAAGAUCGACGAUCAGUUGGUCCACUCGAAGCUCAGUUGUUUGGCGUUUCCCCAGCACCAGAGCGUGCUCCUCCAGGUGGAGAGAGCGCGACGAGGCGAAUCUGUGGAACGUGUGAAGGAAGCGCCCAUCAAAGACUGCAGCAUUAUGUGAAGCAAGUGUAAUGAUUUUGACCAAUAACUAAUUGUUGAUCUAUUUGUAUAUAAAUACCGACUGAGUUACUAAAUUUUUAAAUGAUAAGGGCUAGAAGGCUGAAAUCAUGCAAUAAAAGAGAUUGAUCGAAAUUCCAACUGCAAAUUGAUCAACAUUAAGUAAAUACGAACAAUUCUCUUUUAGCUCGAGUUAAAAUUCCUUUCGCUGAUUUAUAACUUUUUAAAAAUCUUUCUAACAUGAUUACAAAAUAUAGAUUUUUGUGUGAUAUCCUAAACUGACGCUUAAUUCAAAAAAUUGCUGUAGACGCUACAAAAAUGUUAAAUAUUUAUAUAAUAAUUAGAUUUUACUAGUUUUUUAUUUCAAAAAUAUAAAUUUUGAGUUGAUUUUGCUUAAAUUUAAAGAAUUUGUUUAAGUUAAAACAAAUAUAAAUAAAUUUUAACUUAAUUUAAAUAAAUAUAUAGUUUUGUAAAGUGAUUUUGUUUUGUAUAAGAAUCGUAUUUAUUUUAUUUCUUCUUCGAAUAACUCAGGAUCUUAAAACAAACUUAAGCGCUAAGCUUUUGAGCGAAUGGAGCUUGUAAAAUUCGAAAGCUCAAUGUUGUUAAGUGACAUAUGACAGUAAAUAUUGUCUACUAUUUAUCCUUUGCUUUAAUUUGGGAUCAUAAGUCCUCAUUUUAU
Messenger RNA from Drosophila nasuta, 1159 nucleotides. Its product is annotated as migration and invasion enhancer 1. Gene Ontology annotation, biological process: positive regulation of filopodium assembly; negative regulation of apoptotic process. The transcript is spliced from 2 exons. NCBI's taxonomy places the organism in Eukaryota, Metazoa, Arthropoda, Insecta, Diptera, Drosophilidae. Bases 197 to 484 code for a protein of 95 amino acids. Gene Ontology annotation, cellular component: cytosol. The record is from RefSeq and is a predicted model, not a curated record.